Messenger RNA from Diaporthe amygdali, 804 nucleotides. RefSeq names its product cellulose-growth-specific protein. The transcript has a single exon. NCBI's taxonomy places the organism in Eukaryota, Fungi, Ascomycota, Sordariomycetes, Diaporthales, Diaporthaceae. Bases 1 to 804 code for a protein of 267 amino acids. The record is from RefSeq and is a predicted model, not a curated record.
AUGCAUCACACGCUGUUCCCCCUCUUCUUUCUGGCAGCGAGCCUCCUGCCCGGCUCUGCCUUAGCCCACUGGACAUACACCAACCUCAUUGUGGAAGGUGAGGUGAUCGGCGAGCCCUACCAAUAUGUCCGCCAAAGCAACAUCUCCAACGCACCCCUGCAAAUUGUCAACAGCACAUACAUGCGCUGCAACUCAGGCGGCGCGUCCGGCACAGCCCUAGGCACCGAGACCUUGACAGUUCAAGCCGGCGCCGAGCUUGGGUUCAAGAUCGCCUCAACAUUCGGCCACCCGGGCGUGCAGCAGGUGUACAUCUCCCGCGUCCCGGACGGCUUCUCAGCGGCAGACUACGACGGCUCAGGUGACUGGGCGAAGAUUUACGCGGCGAGCUACAAGCUCGCCCCGAACUCGACUAGCACCUCCCCGGAGCCGGCGAUAGACCCCAAUAACGGCAUCAUCUGGGCAACGGCCAAAAUUCACAGCUUCCGCUUCCCUCUUCCCGCGUCACUGCCCUCAGGCGAGUACCUCAUCCGUGCUGAGGGACUCGCCCUUCAUGCGGCACACAAGCUGAAUAAUGCGCAAUUCUAUGUCGGUUGUGCCCAAGUUCUUGUGGAAUCUGAGGACGGGACGGGCGUGCCGGGUCCGCUUGCCAAAUUCCCCGGGGCGUAUGUAAAUACAUCUCCUGGGGUGUUGAUUCCGGAUUUUUGGACCAAGAUUAGUAAUUACACCAUGCCAGGUCCAGAGUUGUGGCCAGAGGGGACGGAAGAGCAGCAUGUGGUGAAGACGUUGGAUGGCGAGGUUCCCUAA